Molecule: messenger RNA, 4249 nt
Organism: Anthonomus grandis grandis
Lineage: Eukaryota; Metazoa; Arthropoda; Insecta; Coleoptera; Curculionidae
Gene: eIF5B
Product: eukaryotic translation initiation factor 5B
Exons: 20
Coding region: 176-3673 (1165 amino acids)
Molecular function (GO): translation initiation factor activity; GTP binding; GTPase activity
Source: RefSeq, a predicted model, not a curated record
CUGACUUGUCUGUUUUGUCGUCGCAUGUCGGCAGCUCUGUCUGCUUUUCUUUUUAGUGGACGUAUUUAACCAAGUGGAAAGUGAUUUUAUCAAAAAAAACUCCCAAUAUAUCGGUUUUACUUAUGAUAUACAACAAAAAUACAAUUAGCGAAAGUAAAUUACGUACUUUAUUAAGAUGGGUAAGGCGAAAAAGCAACGCAAAGGAGCGAAAGGCGAGGAAAGCGACUCUGAAAUGGAAGUAGAUAAUACUGAAUUGAUUGAAAAACCCACCACAAAAAAAACUAAGGCCCCAAAGGAUAAGGAAGAUGUAGAAAAUGAACAGGCCAAACCAGCCAUUAAAACAAAGAAAUCAAACAAGAAGAAAGAUAAGCAAGAAAGUGAUUCUGAAGAGGAUAUUCCAAUAGCUAAAACACAGAGUGCAUUUGCUCUGCUUCAAGUGGAAGAUAGUGAGGAAGAUGCUGUUCAGAGUGACAAUGAGAGUGAAAAAGAAGAAAUUGAAACAGCUCCCAAAAACAAAAAGAUUAAGCCCGAACCACAACAGGGUGGCAAAAAAGGAAAGAAAAGCAAGAGGAAGAAAGACGAAGAUGAUGAUGAAUUAGAAAGAGCUUUGGCCGAGCUAGAAAUGGAAUAUUCAGGAGUUAAAAAAGAUGAGACUCCUAUUGCUCAACAAGAAGAACAAGAAGCUAAACCAGCGGGCAAAAAAGGAAAAAAGAAGGGUAGAGAUCAAGAGGUGGAAGAAGUUGAGGAAAAGGCAAAUGAGGAUGAGCCAACUGAUGGCGGAACUAUGAAAACUGCCGCUCAAAAGAAGAAGGAGAAGAAAGAAAGAGAGAAGCAAAAAAAACUAUCUGCCAAAACUAUUCAGAAAGAAGACUCUGAAGAAAAAACGGAGAUUUCCGAGCAGAAUAAAGAUCCAGAAGAGGUAAGAGAACCAUCAGAAGAAAAGGAAAGUAGUAAAAAGAAGAAAAAGAAAGGAAAAGACAAAGUGGGAGAUGAAAAAGACAAGGAAGAUGACGGAGAAGCGAUUGAUGAAAGUGCGACAGGCAAAAAGAAAAAGGGAGCAAAGGAGAAAGAAGAUAAGGAUGCCAAGAAUAAAAAAGGUCCGGCCAAGAAAACUAUUGCAGCUAUGCAAGAAGCUUUAAAGAAAAUCAAGGAGGAAGAAGAAAGAAUAAAACGUGAAGAGGAGGAGAGACUGAAAAGAGAAGAGGAGGCUGAAAAUGCAAGAUUAGAAGCCCUUAGGUUAGAACAAGAAAAGAAGGAAAAGAAAAAACAAAAAGAGAAGGAACGCAAGGAAAGACUUAAGGCGGAGGGUAAAUUAUUGACUGCUAAGCAGAAGGCUGAUCGGGCAAGAGCUCAAGUGUUAAUCGAUAGCUUAAAGGCACAAGGUGUUGAAUUACCGGAUGUAGGAGAAAAAAGACCAGCCAGGCUCGGAACCAGGAUAAGACCAAACAAACAAAAAAAGGAACAAGCCGGACAUGAGGUGAAAGAUGAGCAAAAAGCAGUGGAUUCUCAGCCUGGAGAUGCACAGGAAGUCCCUACCAAAGAGGAUGUAAAAAGCGAAGAGCCAAAAGAGGAAGAAGAUGAUGUUAAAGAUACCUGGGACGCAUCUUCGGAUAGUGAGUCUGAAGGUGAAUCUGAAGAAAACAAAAAGGAGUCAGAAAAUCAAGUUAAUGACGCACCUAAGACAGUUAAGGCCGAAAAAGAUGAAGCUAAAGAGAGUAGCAACGAAGAAGAUUCAGAUUCUGACGAAGACGAAAGCGAUUCUGACGACGAUGAUGAGGAUGAUGAAGAGGAGGACGGUAGAACACUUGCGGAACGUGUGAGAGAAAGAGCCGAAGAAAGAAUCAGGAAAAGAAAAGAAGAAGCCGAAAAGAACCGAAGUCUGGAUAACCUUCGUGCUGGUGUGGUUUGCGUAUUGGGUCACGUAGAUACUGGAAAAACGAAGAUCUUAGACAAAUUAAGGAGAACGAACGUUCAAGAUGGAGAAGCAGGUGGAAUUACCCAACAGAUUGGUGCCACCAAUGUUCCCAUUGAAGCUAUUAAAGAACAAAUUAAAAUUGUUAAGGGGGCGUCUGAUAUGGAACUGAAAUUACCCGGUUUAUUGAUUAUUGAUACACCUGGGCACGAAUCGUUCUCAAACCUUAGGAAUCGUGGCUCAUCCCUUUGCGAUAUAUCAAUUUUAGUGGUGGACAUUAUGCAUGGUCUGGAACAGCAAACUAUCGAGUCUAUAAACUUAUUGAAGAAGAAAAAAUGCCCUUUUAUUGUUGCACUGAAUAAGAUUGAUAGACUGUACGACUGGCAGACAAUGAACAGAAAAGACGUCAGAGAUAUUAUAAAGGCCCAGGCGAGAAACACCCAACUCGAAUUCGAAGAAAGAACCAAAUCAGUGGUUUUACAGUUCGCUGAACAAGGCUUAAACGUAGCGCUGUUCUACGAAAACCCCGAUCCACGUAGUUACAUUUCUUUAGUGCCAACCAGCGCCAUUACCGGCGAAGGUAUGGGCAACCUUUUAGCAUUAAUCGUUGAGUAUUGUCAAGUUCGGUUGCCAAAACGUUUAAUGUAUUCCGAUGACUUGGAAGCCACUGUUCUCGAGGUUAAGGCUAUCCCCGGUUUGGGUACCACAAUUGAUGUUAUCCUAGUCAAUGGUACUUUGAGGGAGGGCGAGACGAUUUUAGUUGCUGGAACAGACGGGCCUAUAGUGACCCAAAUACGGUCGUUGCUUAUGCCUCAACCGCUUAGGGAGUUAAGAGUAAAGAACGCCUACGUAGAACACAAAGAAGUAAAAGCAGCCCAGGGAGUCAAAAUAGCAGCAAAAGAUCUAGAAAAAGCCAUUGCCGGCCUUAAUCUUUAUGUUGCUGUAAAACCCGAUGAAAUUGAGGUUUUAAGAGAGGAAGUAGCAAGAGAAUUGAAAGUAGCACUUAAAAACAUGAACAUAGAACUGAAGGAACGAGGUGUUUAUGUGCAGGCUUCGACUCUAGGAUCCCUUGAAGCUUUACUCGAGUUUUUGAAAGUCAGCAAGAUUCCUGUUUCCGGAAUAAGAAUCGGUCCCGUCGUUAAAAAGGAUGUUAUGAAAGCAUCAAUCAUGUUAGAACAUGAAUCUCAAUAUGCAACCAUCCUGGCAUUCGAUGUUAAAGUAGAAAAAGACGCUCAAGAGUUAGCAGAUAGUAUGGGAGUAAAAAUUUUCCAAGCCGAUAUAAUCUAUCACCUCUUUGACAAAUUUAUGGCAUACAGGGAGGAACUUAAACAGAAAAAAAGGGAAGAGUUUAAACAUAUCGCAGUAUUUCCUUGCAAGUUGAAAGUUUUACCGCAGUUUGUGUUUAAUUCGAGAGACCCUAUUGUGUGCGGUGUUAUGGUGGAGGCCGGAGUCGUUAGAGAAGGCACUCCGAUUUGUGUACCUAGUAAAGACUUUGUCGAUAUUGGAAUUGUUACCAGUGUGGAAAAUAACCAUAAACCAGUGGAAUUUGCCAGAAAAGGCAUGGAAGUGUGUAUUAAAAUAGAGCCUAUUCCCGGUGAAUCGCCGAAAAUGUUUGGAAGACAUUUCGACGAAACGGACAUGUUAGUUAGCAAGAUAUCUCGUCAAUCAAUCGACGCUUGCAAAGACUAUUUCAGGGACGACCUUCUGAAGAGCGACUGGCAACUAAUGGUAGAACUAAAGAAGAUCUUCCAGAUACUGUAAAAACAUGUAUAUUAACCCGUUUUUAGUUUGAGUUGUUUAAAUGGAAUUCUUUUUCUUUUUUUUUGGCCGGAGAUAAUCAUGGUGACCGAUUGGGCUGGCCUCAGGUUACUUUACUCAUCUAUUUUUUAGAACUAACUGAACAUCAACUUAAAUCGUCUGUGAACUAUUUUUAAUGAUAGAUUUAGUGGAUCGGUUUGUUUUUAUAUAUGUGGGUGCCAUUUGGAUGGAAGAAAGGACUUGUUUUUAUUUAAAUUGUUUUAUUCAAUGAUGUAAUUGACCUACGUUUUAACCUUUUGUGCCAAUAUCCACAAAAGAUUGACAUCCUACAACAAUAAACAAUGAGUUCUUUCUUCCAACAAUUUGUGGUUUGAUUUUUUUGUAUAGUCAAUUUAAAUAAUAAUAAUAUUUUACUAUAAUCGAUAAUCUUUUUGCACCGAUCACUGAAAAAUAUACAUAUAGUUUUUUGAUAUAGUUCUAAUGUUAAAUAUACUUUUGUUUUUUUUUUAUUUUUUUUUCUUAAGUUUACUGGAUGUAUAGUAUAUAUUUUAAAUUAUAAUUAAACAUUGUCUUGUAAAA